CUACAUCCCCCAGAGUGCUUUGCUAUGGAGCGGAUGUGACGUAAAGCAAAGCAUCUCAUCACCCGGGGAGCUGAUGGUAGACAUGCGGUAGCGAUCACAGUCAGGAUGGCUGAUGGAGCUAAAAAUGACUCUUGUCCUAGGACCCCCAUGGCAGCUGCCAGGGGCCUGGUGGGGCGCAGACCUGCAACUCCCCUCACCCCAGGCCGUCUCCCAUCUAUCCGCUCCAGGGAUCUCACCCUUGGUGGUGUCCGAAAGAAAACAUUUGCUCCGAAUAUAAUUGGACGGAAGAUUAAAGAAGAACCAAAAGAGCAAGUUUCGGUAAAAGUUGAGAGAUCUGAACGUAAUCGGGAUCGACGAGGAGAUGGAACAGGAAGGGGCAGAGGGAGGCCACAAGUUAUCCAGAGUCACUCCAUCUUUGAGCAGGGGCCAGCAGAGCAGCUCAAAAAGAAAACUGCCUGGGAUGGGCCAUCUGAUGCUGGUGAUAUUGGUCCCUCCCACAUCAUCAACAUAAAACGUGAGAAAAGGGAGACUGAAGAGGAAACUAAACAGAUCCUGCAAAUGCUGAAAAAUGACAAGUUUUUGGAUGACCCAGGUUUACGCAAUGAUGCGCAGAACCAUCCUGUACAGCUCCCGCUGGCUCAUUCUGGCUGGCUGUUUAGGGAAGAUGAGGAGGAGGAGGAGGAGGACACAAAGCCUGUUUUUCCCAAAGAAGAACAGAUGGAAGUGGACCCUUCAUCUGUCAAAGUGAAGGAAGAACCAAUGGAAGACGCUGAUGGUGUUUUAAAACUUGGCGUCCCACAGUGCAAAGCCCCUGCAGUGAAGAAGCCCCCAGAGAAGAAGGAUGUGCCGCUCCCAGAGUUGCUGGAAUCUCUGCGGAUCUCCGGAGAGGAUGUACUCUUCUUUGUGCAGCUACCGGACACUCUCCCAGGACAGCCACUUAGUCAGGAAUCUCGACCUGUUCGCAGUGAAGUUCAAACUGAGGAUGGGCACGUGUUGCUUGUCAAAGACAAAAGUCAGGAGACCCCAGCCGCAGAAGAGAUCUGUUCAUUGCGUAAUGUGUCCGAGGGACAGAUCGGAAAGCUUGUUGUGCGUAAAUCGGGCAAAGUGCAGCUUGCUCUGGGCAAAGUUACACUUGAUGUCACCUUGGGGACUUCCUCUUCCUUCUUGCAGGAACUGGUGUCAGUCAGUGUUGGGGAAGCCCGACGCGGUGAGAUGAUGGUUCUUGGACAUAUUCAGCAUAAACUUGUCUGUUCACCAGAUUUUGAAUCCUUACUGGAACAACGGCAGCAAUGAGACAUGGCUUAAAUUAGAAUAAACUGUUUAACUUAUUACUGUAUAUGCUGUGGCUGGGCCACUCAAGUUCUUCCAGAAGCUGUGGGGAAGUAGUUUGUAUCACCGAUAUACUUGGAUAAUUUUUUUAUAUCUAUAUGGUUGGAUAGUUAUAAUAAUAAUAAUAUAAUAAAGACUUUUGGAGGCAGACUAAUUUAGACAGUCUGAAAUAGCUACCUUUUUAUACAAAAUUGAAAUGUCUUUUGAAAGGAGCUGAAGUAUGAAGGGGUUGUGUGUUUUUUUUUUUUUUUUUUUUUUUCUUGUGUAGGAAUAUAGCCUUUACCUUGUGUUUAAUGCUCCUUCCUACUCCAUAAAAUAUAGUUUGUUGUAAGGUUUUCCAAAAAGAAAUUGGUCUGAAAAGUGAGGGCAUUUGGCCUCAAACUAUUGCCGCCUUCGAAGGAUCUCUAGGGAAAUCAUGGUUCUGUUUUAAAAGCCUUGUCCAUCCAAAACAGGUAUUUCAGUUUUUUGUGUAGAUCUCUUCAGGUUAAACCACCUGUCAGUUUUUUCUUUCUUUACCUUUUUUUUUUUUUUUUUUUUUUAGUUUAUUUUGGCUGUGAGAUUUUUGAUUUAAAGUUUCUAGGUCUGCUAACAAGUCACAACUGUUUUUUGACCUUUGCAAGUCGACUGUUCUUUUACGUUUAGAUGAUAAAAAAAAAUGCAGCAGGAGAAUGGAAACAUCGUUGCAAGGUGUGUAGAGACAGGAUCUCUGGUUCAGAGAUCCAGCCUCUGGAGUUUCAAAGAUUUAGGAAAUCAAGGUGAUUUGGUCAGUUGAUAUUUUAACUAAAAUAUCAGUUUGGAUGGACUGACUCUUUACUUUCAUAUUGUUAUGAUGGCUUUAUACCAUAAAUAUUUAGUCAUAUUGUCCUAAACAAAAUGUACUAUUUGCAUUAAACAAAAAAGUUGCACUGUAUAUAGUUAUCAGAUUGUGAUAUUAAUAAACUGGACCUAGAUGAG
This is a messenger RNA of Rana temporaria (common frog), 2283 nucleotides long. RefSeq names its product RNA polymerase III subunit D (gene POLR3D). Gene Ontology annotation, biological process: transcription by RNA polymerase III. The record is from RefSeq and is a predicted model, not a curated record. Lineage: Eukaryota; Metazoa; Chordata; Amphibia; Anura; Ranidae. Bases 106 to 1293 code for a protein of 395 amino acids. The transcript has 9 exons. Gene Ontology annotation, molecular function: DNA binding. Gene Ontology annotation, cellular component: RNA polymerase III complex.